Molecule: messenger RNA, 2385 nt
Organism: Dermacentor andersoni
Lineage: Eukaryota; Metazoa; Arthropoda; Arachnida; Ixodida; Ixodidae
Product: vesicle-associated membrane protein-associated protein B-like
Biological process (GO): endoplasmic reticulum membrane organization
Cellular component (GO): plasma membrane; endoplasmic reticulum membrane
Molecular function (GO): FFAT motif binding
Source: RefSeq, a predicted model, not a curated record
ACGCUCAAUCUUUUUCGUAACGUGUCCCGGAUUGCGCUGAAAUUUUCCUUCUCGACGCAUGCGCCCAUGUUCGUAUAUCGGACGCUGACGGUCGGAUGAUCUAGGCCUAUUGGGCCGAAGAAACAAGGAUAAAUAGACAUAGCGAUACGUAUUUCGUUGUCUAGGUCCUUCGCGAAGCACGGGAGAUCAUGAGCAAGCAAGUCCUACAGCUGGAGCCUGACUCCGAGCUCCACUUCAAAGGCCCUUUCAAUGACGUGGUUACUUCUCACCUAAAGUUGUCCAACCCAACAGACAAGCGAAUCUGCUUCAAAGUGAAAACAACGGCACCGAAGCGCUAUUGUGUACGGCCCAACAGUGGAAUCCUUGAACCCAAGCAAGCCGUCCAAGUGGCUGUCAUGCUCCAGCCAUUUGAGUAUGACCCAACGGAAAAGAACAAGCACAAGUUUAUGGUCCAGACCAUGAUUGCUCCGGAUGGUGAUGUUAAUCAGGAUACUGUGUGGAGAGAUGCCAACCCUGAAAGCCUCAUGGACUCAAAGUUGAGGUGUGUCUUCGAAAUGCCAACUGAGGCUACUCCUCAGAAUAACCUAGACGUGAGCACGUCCCAUGGGGACGAGAAGGGAGCUGCCCCUAAGGGAGAGUGUGCCCCCAAAUCCCCCAAGGCUAGCAAUUUGGAAGCAGACCUGAAAAAAGCAACUGAGGAGUGUCGGCGACUGCGUGAGGAAGUAGCCAAUCUACGCCAGGAAAAUGCUGCUCUAAAGGAGGAUGGCCUGAGGCAGCGGAUGCUCCAAACUGCUGCCACAUCGGAGACUGUGACCUCCCAUGCAGCUCCGGAGACCACGUCGCAGAUGACGCACCGUACCAAGGAGAUGUCAAUGGCUCAUUCUUCGGGCAUUUCUCCACUGAUGUUGACGCUCUUUGCCUCUUUCAUGGUGGUCAUUGGAGUGCUGGUUGGGAAGUGGUUCUUUUGAUCGCCCCCUUCUGCCACAAGAUGAGGCCUAUCCCUGUGUGGCACUCUCCCUGCCCUCACUCUCUACAACUAUCCUUUCCUCUGCCCAUCUCUUCUGCUGGCGGCAUUUCUUAACACAGAUGUUCAGUUGAAUGUGCAGACUGGCGCCUGCCAACAGUUGUGUUCCUUGUGGGCACCCCUCCAUGCAGCUUGUCGUCCAGUUUUUUCUUUUUCUUUUUAAAUCUGUGAAUGUUGUUUGUGCACAGGCUAAAAGGUUUUCUCAGUUUGCCCAAGCUCUUGUGUAAGGCCUUAAAAGUUGGAUUGCUUCUUCAGGGCCAGAACAGUGGUAUCACACAUUAAAUUCUAAUAUUAAUGGUCUGUUUUGCACAUUUAACUUGUGAUGUUAACUUUAUGGUAGUCUCCAAAUAGCUCUGCCUUGUAUUUUAUGAGCGCUUGUGUGUAUGUGUGCCUGUGUGUUUGUGUGCAUGUGAGUAUGUCUGUGCAGCACUCUGGGCACGAUCUUCAUUCCCAGAGGCUGGAGGGUGCCCAGAAGGUUAUCACUGCUCCAUUUUGAGACUGAGUGAUCUGACAACACUGUUUGCACCAUGGAAAAGAGCAACCAGUACCCUUUUUUGCCUGAGCAGAUGUAGAUGGGAGGAGUGGAGGUGUGGGGUUUUUUCUCCUUCUUCUUUAUUUUGUCUCUCUUCUCCCACGCUUUUCCUGGAUUCUGAGAAAGGACAGUAGAGAAGGGAGAACAUUGUCAAAGGGUGGCCACACCGCGUGUGUCUAGGGGCUAACUUCUGCAAACCCUCCCUCUUCGCGACGCUGUUUCUUUAUUGCACUAGAAGCAGACAGUUUUCAAGAAAAAAUGUGAAAUAAAUUUUGGCCACUAAUGCACUUUUGAGGCUACUUUUUUGUUGCUUAGGUUUUGUUUGUAUUGUUUCACUAGUUCAUCAUCUGCAACAAGCACAACCUAUUCAAGGACAAAAUGUGUAGUGCAAGCCUUACCAAAGUUGUAGUCCUGGGUGACUGUGCUUUGGUGCUAUGUAACAUGGCCUGCUUUGUUCCUGCAUUGUUGGGGGAACAUUAGUGAGGCUGCACACUGGCUUUUUUCAGAGUGCAUGAUGGCUCGUUGGUCAUGGAAGCCUAGUUCCAUGAUAAAAUCUUGAUAUGGGAUAAGUCGUUUGCCUUCAAAUUGCAUAGCACUGCAUUAGACAGUGAUGUUUGGCCUUAGCGGGUCCUUUUUUUGCACAUUUAGAAAGUCAUUAAUGCUGAGGCACAUUGAAGAGAGCAUAGUUUCUGAAGUUUGGGGCUUUGCUGGGCAGCAUUUUACCCUACUUAGACUUGUUUGUGUCCUUCUAUUGCAAGCCACAUUGCCCAACCUUAGGGAAAGACGUGUGAAUUUAAGCAAAGCUGAAUAAAAGUGGUUGAACUUGAAA